Messenger RNA from Paralichthys olivaceus (Japanese flounder), 1976 nucleotides. It is a transcript of the gene zmynd10, whose product is annotated as zinc finger, MYND-type containing 10. Gene Ontology annotation, cellular component: cytoplasm; centriolar satellite. Gene Ontology annotation, biological process: outer dynein arm assembly; inner dynein arm assembly; motile cilium assembly. The record is from RefSeq and is a predicted model, not a curated record. Lineage: Eukaryota; Metazoa; Chordata; Actinopteri; Pleuronectiformes; Paralichthyidae.
UCACGCCAGAGUUCAGAAACAACCGGACGGAAGCGACGGAGAAGAGAAUCUGAGUGUUUGUUAACCUUUCAUUUGAGUUUUCAGUCUUCUGUCUCGCCGACAUGGAGCCUGUGAUUGUUCCUGUCGAAGCUGAAGGGUUCGUUCAGAGUCUGGAAACUUUCUCCAUCAGGGACCUGGGCUCUACGAGGUGGUUCAGACAGCAUGAGUACAUCGAGAAACUUAACAUACAAGCGAUACUGAAUGCCUCUGCCAUGCACGAUGAGUUCAUCAAGGAGCUGCUGGUGUCGUAUGGAAAGAUCCCCCUCCUGAUCCGUGAGAUGAUUCUCGUGGAAAUGUGGAAGCAGAAAGUGUUCCCUAUCUUAUGUCAGCUGCAGGACGUCAUUCCUAAGAGCACAUUUCAUCUUUACAUGGUGAUCCACCAUGAAGCCACAAUUAUAAACCUCCUGGAAACUAUCAUGUUUCACAAGGAUUCCUGUGAGGCAGCGGAUGACUAUAUGGUUGACUUGGUGGAUUAUUGCCACCGCAAACUCACCCUGCUGGCCAGUAAGGCAACCAGGGAGAACACUGCAGCUCAAUACAAGCUGACAGAUAAAACAGAUGUACCCACUAUGGAGGAGUUGCAGAUUCAAAGCGCUGCCCUGGAGUUUGAGAUCUCGCUGAAGGCUGUUUCUGUGCUGCGCUACGUCACAGAUCACACCAACAGUAUCAGUGCUAUCAAUCGCAUGCUGUGCACCCAUAACAUGCCUUGUGUACUCGUUCAGCUGAUUGACUGCUGCCCUUGGAGUCGCUUCAGAGAAGGUGAGCUGGAGAAGUACAUAAACUGCAAGUGGCAGAAGAUUUCUGCGGACGACCAUUUAAAGAUGACAAAACUUGACGGCCAGGUCUGGAUUUCCCUUCUCAAUCUGCUGCUGAAGGAAGAUUGCCAAAGAAAAUAUGACUUCAACAGUUUCAACAAGAAUCAGCUGCUGAAGCUCCGCGGUUUCUUGACAGAGGUGCUGGUUGAUCAGCUGCCAAACUUGGUGGAGCUGCAGCGUUUCCUGGCUCAUCUCGCAGUCACAGAUCCUGGCCCUCCAAAAAAAGAGCUUGUUUUGGAGCAGAUCCCAGAAAUGUGGAACCACAUUGCGAGGGAGAACUCAGGGAAGUGGAAGGCAAUAGCAAAGUAUCAAGUGAAAGAGACAUUCAACCCGUCUGAAAAUGACCUGAGAGUACAUGCACAGAGGUUGGCCCAGACGUACAACUUGGAUGUGAUGGAGAGUUUACUCCCUGAGAAGCCAAAGUGUGGAUGCUGUGGAAAAGAGGCAGCAAAGAGAUGCUCUCACUGUCAGGGAGAAUGGUACUGUAACAGAGAAUGUCAGGUGAAGCACUGGUCUAAACACAAGAAAGCGUGUCAGCUCAUGGCCGAGGCCACAGAGAAGAUCCAGAGGGAUCUGAACAUCAACAGCUGAAAGAAAAACUAUUGGAAGCUAAUUUAUAGACCGAACGAGAGUGCAAGAUGUUAUUCUGUAAACCAAAAUGUGAAGAAAAUAGAUCUGCAUGUGGGAAAUGCAGAUACAUUAUAAAUAAGGAAACUUCUUUCUUUGUACUUUCUACUCUUUGCUUUUUGUUUUGAACACUGUAAGGUUUUUUCCAUCAGAAACUAAAAGGGAACUUAAUCUGCAUGUAGAAGUAUUGAGAUCAGAUACACAGAAGUUUCCUGUAAACUGCCCACAUUAAACAGUCAAAAAUAUCCACUCUGUGAUAAAGUUGAAAGGAUAUUUGUUACUGCACUGAAUACAGAUCACCCCCCCUCCCCAUAAGACAUUUGUUUUGAUCCACAAAAUCCAGAUCAUCAUUCAGAUCCACACCAAAUGUCACCCGUUCAUAGAUACUCUACACAUGCUUAAGUUCUUCAUAAGUAUCUCUACAUUAUUUCUCACAAAGAAAGAAAAUAAAUGAAAAUGACCACCUGACCAUGCGAACGUGGCUCUGGAGAAGGU